Centropristis striata (black sea bass) is the source of this 1608-nucleotide messenger RNA. RefSeq lists its product as uncharacterized. The transcript is spliced from 4 exons. The record is from RefSeq and is a predicted model, not a curated record. NCBI's taxonomy places the organism in Eukaryota, Metazoa, Chordata, Actinopteri, Perciformes, Serranidae. The coding region runs from base 1 to 1608 and encodes 535 amino acids.
AUGGCAGGAUUGCUCAGCACAGUCUUGAGUAAAAUCAACAUCGGAGAAGACGACCAGGAGAAAGUAGUGGGGUUCGUCGGGGGCAUAAUAGAUCAUGUGAUUGGAGAUAAGAAGGCAGAAAACGGAGAUGAGAAGGCAGGAUUCGGUAUCGGAGACGUCCUCAAACUCGUCGGUGGAAACAAUGACGACAAGAAGGGAGGACCUGAUGAGGGAGACCUCCCUGCUGGUGAAAAGGAAGAUGACAAGAAAGGAGGAUUUAGUUUAGAUGGCGCACUCAGCGGUGGAAACAAUGACGACAACGAGAAGGGAGGAGGACUGGAUUUGGGAGACCUCCUCGGUGGUGGAAACAAAGAUGACAAAAAGAAGGAAGGAGGACUGGAUUUGGGAGACCUCCUCGGUGGUGGAAACAAUGAUGACAAAAAGAAGGAAGGAGGACUGGAUUUGGGAGACCUCCUCGGUGGUGGAAACAAUGAUGACAAAAAGAAGGAAGGAGGAAUGGAUUUGGGAGACCUCGGUGGUGGAAACAAUGAUGACAAAAAGAAGGAAGGAGGACUGGAUUUGGGAGACAUCCUCAGUGGAGGACCUAAUGUUGGCGACUUCUUCAGUGGUAAAACCAAUGACGACAAGAAGGGAGGACAGGAUGAGGGAGGCUUGUUCGGCAGUGGAAGCGACAAGAAGGAAGAAGGAGGCGGAGCAGGUGGAGGAGGAGGAGGAGGACUGGACAUGGGGAAAGCCUUGGGAGGACUCUUCGGAGACAUGGUGGAGGAUCGGGUGAAGAAACAUCUGGGUGUCGAUGACAAGGACAAGGACAAGGACAAGGACGAUGAUAAGGGAUUCUUCUCAAAGAUCUUUAACAAAGACGACGACGAUGACGACGACAGGGGCAGAAGGAAGCAGAGGGACGACGACGAUGACGAUAGGGGGGGAUUCUUCUCCAAGAUUCUCGGCAGGGACGAUGAUGACGACAACGACCGGAGGAGAGACCGGGACCGGGACCGGGACAAAGAUGACGAUCAGAGUUUCUUCUCCAAGAUCUUUGACAGAGACGACGAUGACGACCACAGGGGCAGAGAGAAGAAAUCCGGAUUUGCAGGUCUCUUCAGUGAGCAGCAGGGAGCUGGCGCUGGCUGCGAGGGAGCACCAGGAGGAAAUGCGGCAGGCGGAGGGUACCCAGGAGGUAGUGCGGGAGGCGGAGGGUACCCAGGAGGUAGUGCGGGAGGGGGAGGGUACCCAGGAGGUAGUGCGGGAGGCGGAGGGUACCCAGGAGGAAGUGCGGGAGGUGGAGGGUACCCAGGAGGUAGUGCGGGAGGCGGAGGGUACCCAGGAGGUAGUGCGGGAGGCGGAGGGUACCCAGGAGGAAGUGCGGGAGGUGGAGGGUACCCAGGAGGAAGUGCGGCAGGCGGAGGGUACCCAGGAGGAAAUGCGGCAGGCGGAGGGUACCCAGGAGGAAGUGCGGCAGGCGGAGGGUACCCAGGAGGAAAUGCGGCAGGCGGAGGGUACCCAGGAGGAAGUGGGGCAGGCGGAGGGUACCCAGGAGGAAGUGCGGCAGGCGGAGGGUACCCAGGAGGAUCAGGUAUGUACGGAGAGAAGCCCGACCCGUUCACUUAG